Lonchura striata (white-rumped munia) is the source of this 3310-nucleotide messenger RNA. Lineage: Eukaryota; Metazoa; Chordata; Aves; Passeriformes; Estrildidae. The record is from RefSeq and is a predicted model, not a curated record.
AAAAAAAAAGACACACAGUUCUGCAAUACAGUUCUAGUAUUCUCAACAGCUACAGCUGUAGCUGCUGCACAACUGGAGUGAUUCUGUUCACAAAACAGAAAAAAAGGUGCUUAAAGAGUAACAGAACUAACAAACAAAAAUUAUCAAGUGCUUGUGCAGUAAAGUAGAAAAUAAAAUUGGCUAGAAAUCUUGUUGCAAUCCAACAUUGCAGCAUGCCUCCACAUAAAAGUAAUUGCUGAAUAAGAAGUGUUUAAAUGAUGGUAAUGCAACACUGCUGUGCACUAGAUUAGUGCAAUUGCAGUGACCUGAUACAAAUCAACUUGAGAUACAGGUCGUAAGUAUUGCCUCUUACUUUAUAAACCUAUUUCAGCAAAUCAGUAACAGGUUUUUCUCACAACUCUGAAAAUUGAGAUGCCCUGUUGUAAUAACUUUUUUCCUUUCCCUUCUCAUCAGCUCUUCCCUAGUGGUAUUUCUAAACUCAUAUGAAGGAUGUUGAAGAGACUGUCUCAUAUAAAGAUCUUGAAAGGCUGCAGGGACUUCUUCGCCAGUGAGAACUAAAGCAUGACUGCCAUCCAGGAAGUGAGUGGAUUUUUCCUUCCAUUUCCCUGAAAAAAUUGCCAAAAUCCUGAGAAGCAAAUUUUUUUUUGGAAGUUGUUGAAGCUCUUAUGAAUAGAGAAGAGGAUAUUUUUUUUUUUUAGCCCUGCAAAGCUACCUGAUAUUUGAAAUGCUGAAGAGGAAAUUACGGUUUUGCCACAACUCGCGCUUCAGGCUUUUCUUGGGUCUAACUCUCAUUUUAGUAAUAAUUUCAGUUUUGAAAGUUAACCAGAAAGAAGACUUCCUAAAUCGGAGACAUCUGGAGCUAACAAAAGAAGAUCCUAUUAGCAAUGUUAACUGCACCAAGAUUAUUGAGGGGGAUAUAGAAGAAAUACAAAAGGUACAGCUUGAGGCAUUAUCAGUGUCAUUUAAGAAACGCCCCAGACUAACAACAGAUGAUUAUAUUAACAUGACUGCAGACUGUGCCUCCUUCACCAAGACUAGGAAAUACAUUAUGGAACCUCUCAGCAACGAAGAAGCAGAAUUUCCAAUUGCUUACUCAAUUGUGGUUUAUCACAAAAUUGAGAUGCUUGAUAGACUUCUAAGAUCAAUCUAUGUUCCACAGAAUUUUUAUUGCAUUCAUGUAGACAAAAAGUCUCCAGAAUCAUUUUUUGCUGCUGUGAAGGGAAUAGUCUCAUGUUUUGAUAAUGUCUUUAUUUCCAGCCAGUUAGAGAGUGUGGUAUAUGCUUCAUGGAGCAGAGUGCAAGCAGACAUUAACUGCAUGAAAGAUCUCUACAGAAGAAGUUCAAACUGGAAAUACCUAAUAAACCUAUGUGGUAUGGACUUUCCUAUAAAGACCAACCAGGAAAUAGUAGAGAAAUUAAAAGCCCUUAAAGGUGAAAACAGCUUGGAAACAGAAAAAAUGCCUGUUUAUAAAGAAGUAAGGUGGAAAAAACACCAUGAGAUUAUUGAUGGUAAAAUAAAGAACACAGGCAUAGACAAACAACUACCACCUCUCAGUACUCCAGUUUUUUCUGGCAGUGCCUAUUUUGUAGUUAGCAGGAACUUUGUAGAAUAUGUACUAGAAAACAGCAAAAUACUAAAGUUCAUUGAGUGGGCGAAAGAUACUUACAGCCCAGAUGAGUACCUGUGGGCAACAAUUCAGAGAAUCCCUGAAGUCCCAGGUGCAUUUUCUUCCAGUGACAAGUAUGAUGUUUCUGACAUGAAUGCACUGGCCAGGUUUGUCAAAUGGCAAUACUUUGAAGGUGAUGUGUCCAAAGGUGCACCCUACCCACCAUGCAGUGGAGUUCACAUUCGCUCUGUCUGUGUUUUUGGAGUAGGAGACUUGAACUGGAUCCUACGAAACCACCACUUAUUUGCUAAUAAGUUCGACACUGAUGUUGACCCUUUUGCAGUGAAAUGCUUGGAAGAGUAUUUGCGGCACAAAGCUCUGUAUCUGCAAAAGAACUGAAAUGUCUGCUCCUGUCAGGAAACAUAGCUACAAAUAUUCUACUGCAACAUACUUUAACAUGUUGCAGCAAUUGUGGUGAUGCUGAUAAUGGGUAUAAUGACCCCCACCAUGUUGGUGUGGUGGUGCUCUUGCCCUGCCUUGUCCACGGACAAAGGGCAGAAAAGACAUAUCUUGAGUAUGUCUUGUGGCACACUGAGGUUUGGAGCUUUAGGUACAAAAUCAGACAGCAGUUUUUGGAAAGCCAACUAUUUGGAGUAUUUAUUGUCUAGAAGGUAUAAUGGACUUUCCUUUGGCCAAACUAUUUUAAGGCACAGAAAAUGCAUGUUGCUCAUGAUUAUUCUCAAUUUUUUUUUCCCAUGAAUGUAAUGCUAGCUGGAAGAGAAAGAUGAAGGGGUGGGGUACAAAGCAGCUGGACUGCACUUCAUACUGAAUACUAAAAGAUCUCAGGAAUACACUAGAAUUUAUCUAAAAGCUAUGCAAAAGGGGAUAUACAAAACCAGCUGUUACCAUUUUACAUAGAUCUGUUUGCUGCAGUUAUGUUACAUGUGAUUCUUAAUCCUCCUGAAAUUUUUGUCUUCAGCAUGGAGUAUUAAAGAAUUCAAAUAUUUUGUAUUCUUAAAGCACCCUGAUAUUGUGUCAUAAAGUUUAUACACUAGUUUGUAAUUAUAUCUUCUCAGGGAAACUUCAGUUUUGUGCCUGAUGAGAUUUAGACUUGUAAUUUUACAUUUCUUACUGUAUGGGGAGUUUUGUUUUUGUAUCCAAAAUAGCUGAAGUUUCUCAAAACUUAAAGAACUGCAGUAGUGUCUAAAUAUUACUGAUGGAACUGCUGGUUUCUGCUUUCUGUCAAGCUCACUUUACAUUCCAGAUUAUUUUAACACUAAGUAUGGAAAAAAUAAAAUUAUUUUUUUAAAUGAUACUGUCUCUUCCUACAAUUCAAGUCCCCUCUGAAAAUAUCACAAAUAAUUCUUAAUGAUGAAGGCCGAAGAUAUUUUUGCUAUAGUUUUCCAUACAUGACUGAAGCUGCAGCUUAUGUAAGCCCUUCCUUACCUCCAUAUGAUCAGUUACUCAUGUGUCUGUGCUUGUUUAGGUUUAACUUGUUCAUCUGAUUUUAAUUCUAGUUAGGCCAUUGCUUAGUUUAGCUGCUGCAGUAUGACACAGAAGCUUGGGGAUGAAAGAAGAAGACACUGUGAGGGAUGAUACUACUUCCUUCUGUAUCAAUUCAGGUUUGUCAUGCAUAGUUACUGCCAGCUGUCUCAUUCCUGAGCUGGCAGUGGAAUUAAUUAAAAGUAUUAGCAAAUGGCAAAA